AUGACUCAAGGUGACGUCAAUCGCGUUUCAAUAUUAAAUAUGGACAAAAAUACAGAAAAACAUUCUACCACGGAACUUGUACAGUUGACUGAUAGUAAUUUUAAACGUAUUUUCAAAUAUAAAAACAGAUAUUAUUUACCUAUCGAAAUGUCUCAAUUUACUCAAAUCGGAUUAAAUUCACCGGGCUCAGAAGGAUUACAACCGAGUUUACAUAUAGGUAUUUAUCCUGUACAUAAGAUGACUACGACUUCAAACACUAUUAUACCUCAAGAUUACACUGAUGUAGAAUGUACAUGGGAUAUAUCAACAGAAAUGGAAGUCGGUUUUGGAUUUCCUAAUCAUUUUACACAAUUCGACGAGCCUCACGUGUUACCAGAAAAUACCAUGUACACGUUUAAUACAACAGACGAUUAUUAUUUCCACGAAUCACUGUCUUCAUUCGAUAAUCGUUAUGUAACACCGAUUAAUUCUUCGGGCAGUACUAUCAGUACACGCCGUUAA
Messenger RNA from Cinara cedri, 501 nucleotides. NCBI's taxonomy places the organism in Eukaryota, Metazoa, Arthropoda, Insecta, Hemiptera, Aphididae. The record is from the annotation of a GenBank genome assembly.